AUGGCGUUGAAUCAAACAGUUUCCCCAGAGAGUGUCAUCAAAGAUGAGUUAUCUACUAACUUUGUUCAGAUAUGCGAGAUCAUCAUAGGGUGUUUUGGAAUCUUUGGUAACCUGACGUGUGUUCUUGUUCUAGGCCGCCGUUCUGUCCGUAACCAGACCAACUGGCUGAUAGUCAACCAAGCAGUUGUUGAUGCCUUCGUUUCGUUCUUUCUCGUGACAGCCGUCUCGACACAAAUCGCAGGCGUAUCUCCCAAGAAUAUGAACAGAGUUAGCGGGGAAAUAUUCUGUAAGUUCUGGGGGUCUCUGAGUAUUGUCUUUGGGGGCUUUGCUAUAUCAACAUUUAAUCUUACAGCCAUAUCCAUUGAACGUUACAUAGCUGUCGUACAUCCUAUCUGGUACCUUUCCCAUUUCAAACAACGUGCAAUGGUUAUCUUGAUUACGCUUGCGUGGUGUCUAGCCCCAGUUCUUCAGAUAGUAACGGUGUCCACCCAGUACGGGGUUUCUCAGGAAGGUGAGUGCUAUUACUAUCCCAAAUACAGUCAGAUCCUCGUAGCCCUGUUUUUCUGGGAGUACUUCAUGCCCAUCUGUGUAAUGACUUUCUCUUUCUUCUCCAUCAUCUUGAAGUUUCGGGAGCUAAAUAAGAUCGCCAUUGAGCGUACGCGUGAGAUCCAGAACACACCUCCCAUCCCAGGUUCAAGUGCGCCGGAAGAAGUAUCGGUCAACAGGGAGGUGGUGGCCUCGCGUCCAGCUGUGAAAACCUUACAUGUUCCUGGAGAAAUGGCAGCCAGUACCAUCCGACCUGGGAGCAGUACUUCUUCCAGAGAACCCAACAGACGUCUCGAUCAGAGAAAUCCAAUCCAGGAUAAUGCAGUCGGUAGGAUACAGAGACGCAACACAACCAAGGUCCUCUUUUCUGUUUACAUCAUAUUCCUCAUUUGCUGGAGCCCCAAUCAGUGGGCUUUUUUGCAGUUCAACCUCGGGGGCUUUUUGGACUUCAAAUCCACAUUCUAUCGUCUUACAGUGGUCAUGGGCAUUCUGAAUACCUGUAUUAAUCCGUUCAUUUACGCACUGAGACUUAAGAUCUACCAGAGAGAGUUUAAAUCCAUGAUUCAACCAUUUUACUGCCAUUAA
Molecule: messenger RNA, 1131 nt
Organism: Lytechinus pictus (painted urchin)
Lineage: Eukaryota; Metazoa; Echinodermata; Echinoidea; Temnopleuroida; Toxopneustidae
Product: 5-hydroxytryptamine receptor 1F-like
Exons: 1
Coding region: 1-1131 (376 amino acids)
Biological process (GO): G protein-coupled receptor signaling pathway
Cellular component (GO): membrane
Molecular function (GO): G protein-coupled receptor activity
Source: RefSeq, a predicted model, not a curated record